ACUGUCCCUGAAGGAUCAUCAUCCAAUUAGACUUGUCCGUUAAUCUAACCAGUUCUUCCUCCUCCUCCUCCAUUGAUGAUUAGAAAGAGAAAAAACAGCUGAAGAAGAAGAAGACAAAACUCAGAUAUACAUAUAAAUAAAUAGAGAGACUUCAUCCCAAAUGCCACCACACCUCCAUGUUCUCAAACCGGAAAACAACAAUGAUUCGUUACGCCACCGCUACAAUCUUCUUCUUCUUCUUCUUCCUCCUUUCGUCCGCCUACGCCGCCGUUGCUGUUGAAACAACCGCCGAUGAUGUUCUCAGAUUACCUUCCGAAGCCAGAGCAUUCUUUGGCGCCGGCGAUGCAGUUGGAACCAGAUGGGCGGUCCUCAUCGCAGGAUCCAACGGCUACUGGAAUUACCGACACCAGGCUGAUGUAUGCCAUGCCUAUCAACUCUUAAAGAGAGGUGGAGUAAAAGAAGAAAACAUCGUCGUCUUAAUGUAUGAUGACAUUGCUUACAAUGCAGAGAACCCCAGGAAAGGAAUCAUCAUUAACAGUCCUCAUGGUGAGGAUGUAUACAAGGGAGUGCCAAAGGAUUACACUGGGGAAGAUGUAAAUGUUGAUAACUUGUUUGCCGUGAUCCUUGGGAAUAAGAGUGCUCUAACUGGGGGAAGUGGAAAGGUUGUGGAUAGUGGUCCAGACGACCAUAUCUUUAUAUACUAUUCCGAUCACGGGGGCCCUGGAGUGCUAGGUAUGCCUACCAACCCUUAUCUAUACGCUAAUGAUCUAAUUGAGGUGUUGAAAAAGAAACACGCAUCUGGAACCUAUAAAAGUUUGGUACUUUAUCUUGAAGCUUGCGAGUCUGGAAGUAUUUUUGAAGGUCUUCUUCCUGAAGGCUUGAAUAUAUAUGCAACCACAGCUUCUAAUGCAGAAGAGAGCAGUUGGGGGACCUACUGUCCUGGUGAAUUCCCUAGUCCUCCUGAAGAAUAUGAGACCUGUUUGGGCGAUUUGUAUAGUGUUGCCUGGAUGGAGGACAGUGACAUCCACAAUCUGCAGACUGAAACUUUGCAUCAGCAGUACGAACAGGUUAAGCGUAGAACUAUAAAUGAGAACACUCCUUAUGGGUCUCAUGUCAUGCAAUUUGGAGACCUAAAAGUCAGUGCAGAUCAUCUUUUCCUCUAUAUGGGUACAAAUCCUGCAAAUGACAACAAAAGUUGUGUGCAUGAGAGCUCCUUCCAGCUGCCUUCUAAAGCUGUGAAUCAGAGAGAUGCUGAUUUAUUGCAUUUCUGGGACAAGCUUAGGAAAGCUCCAGAUGGCUCUAAUAGAAAGCUUGAAGCUCAGAAGCAGUUCUAUGAUGCUAUAUCACAUAGGUUACAUUUAGAUAACAGUAUCCAGUUGAUAGGAAAGCUCAUAUUUGGAAUUGAAAAGGGCCCUGAUGUCCUGAGUUAUGUUCGGCCUGCUGGAAAACCUCUUGUUGAUGAUUGGAAUUGCCUCAAAGCACUGGUAAGGGUGUUUGAGAAAUAUUGUGGGUCGAUAUCCCAGUAUGGUAUGAAACACAUGCGUUCAGUUGCAAACAUAUGUAAUGCCGCGAUUGGUGUUGAUCAGAUGGCAGAGGCUUCGGCCCAGGCUUGCCCCAACAUUCCUUCAACCCAUUGGAGUUCUCUUAGUAGGGGCUUUAGUGCUUGACUUGAAAAAGCCAAAAAUUCAAGUCUCAUUCAAAUCUGGAUUAAAUUAUUUUGGGUUUUCCUCUUUGGGUCGUGGAAAUUAGUUUCAGUGUAGAUUUUGUAAGAUAAAGGUGUUCCAAAGGUCACCCCAUUUGCACUUGAGAUAUUUUAAACUUGAUAAGGUUCAUCUAACAAAAAAAAUAACUUUUUUUUUGUG
Messenger RNA from Impatiens glandulifera, 1862 nucleotides. Its product is annotated as vacuolar-processing enzyme-like. Gene Ontology annotation, molecular function: cysteine-type endopeptidase activity. Gene Ontology annotation, biological process: vacuolar protein processing. Bases 177 to 1667 code for a protein of 496 amino acids. The transcript has 9 exons. The record is from RefSeq and is a predicted model, not a curated record. NCBI's taxonomy places the organism in Eukaryota, Viridiplantae, Streptophyta, Magnoliopsida, Ericales, Balsaminaceae.